Rhopalosiphum padi (bird cherry-oat aphid) is the source of this 6754-nucleotide messenger RNA. RefSeq lists its product as uncharacterized. The record is from RefSeq and is a predicted model, not a curated record. The coding region runs from base 64 to 1128 and encodes 354 amino acids. The transcript is spliced from 8 exons. NCBI's taxonomy places the organism in Eukaryota, Metazoa, Arthropoda, Insecta, Hemiptera, Aphididae.
CAAUUGUGUUUUAAAUUAUAACUAUAAAUUAAAUUAUAUUGUAUAAUUCGCUAAACAAUAAAAAUGAAAUAUUUUAUAUUACUUAUGAGUUUAAUUUUUCUAAUAGAAUGGAACACUUGUGAUGCCAAAGCAGAACUUGGAAUAGCACCAUGUACGUAUUUAGGUAGUUAUGAUAUCUAUGGAUACUACUGUCCAAAAGCAGCCAUGGAUCCUAUUUCUUUACCAAAAAAUUGUACUUCAUUUGUUUAUGAUGCUGGAGUAUUAUUUGAUGAUGAAUCUGCAAAUGAUUUGGGUUCAAUUGAUGAUUAUAAUAUAAAAGCUCUUUUAAACACGGAUAGACCACUGUAUUUAUAUAUUCGUUAUGAUAAGUCACAAUGUUCGACGGAUAAUGCAGAUAAUACAACAUGCAAAAUAAAUAACAUAAAACACCUUUUAGAUAACUACAAUAUAAUGGGGUUUAUUCUAUUUAAUUUAGAAUUGGAGUCAAUCAUUAAUUGUGAUGACAAAUUAAAACAAUAUGUAAGUAUAGUAAAACAAAAUACUUCUCGUCAAAUUGGAUUAUAUGUGAAUGCAAAAAACAUGAUAGAUGAUACUAACAUUGCAACGGCUACGGGUUGGUUUGAUUUUGAGAAGUUGAAUAAUCAUAUGGAUUAUUAUAUAAUUGGAUUUCACAAGUUUAAUCCAUGUAAUGAUCUGUUUAAAGGUGGAAUUGUUCCGUUGAAUAAUAGCAAUUAUUCCUUGACGACACUUGCAAAAGCUUUGAACAAAUCAAAGAUUGCCAAGGAUAAAUUGUAUCCUCUAUUUACAAUAAUUCCAACUGUUAAUGACACAUCGACUGAAAAUCUACCCUCUUGCUGUGUGACAUAUCAAAAAUAUUGUGAAAAUGACCACUAUAAUACAUAUUGGUGUGCUGAUAAUGCUGAUUCAUUGUAUCAAAAAGGUAAAUUUGCGAAAGACAUACAUGCAAAAGGAAUAGUAAUUAGAUAUAUUGAUACAAUUGACCCAGCUGCAACAUGUGGUUGUAAUAAUCAAGAUAAGUUUAUAUCUUUUUCAAUGAUAUUACGUGGUUAUUUAAGUGAAGAUCCUAUCAAAGACUGCGCCAAGUUAAAUAAUAUUACUGUUACUUAAAUCAUUUUAAUGAUUAAUUAAAUUCAUUAAACUUAUUCAAACUUAAUUCAUCUAUUAUAAAAUUGAUCCAUAAUAGCAAUUAAUUUGUUAUAGCUAAAUACAUAUAUUCAUUUGUAUAAAAACCGAUUUCUUUUUAUUCAAAUGAGUAGUAAAAAAAAUUAGAUCGCUUAUGUAAGCAUGAUUGUCAUCGUUAUUUGUUUAUAGAUAAUAUAAAAAUAUAAGCUCAGAGUCGUCUGAAAAAGUUUUCGAGAAAGUUUAACUGCAUUAAUUUUUUAAAUAGAAUAAAAAAUAAAAAAAUAUGUUUAAAGUAUAAAUAAUAUAAAGAAUACUAGAAUAUAUUUAUUUACUUCACUGAUUUAAGCCAUGGAAUGGAAGAUGGCUCAUAACCUAUUGUUGUACUUAAAAAAGUUCGAACCGUUCAUAAUUCCUUUAUCAAUUGUCAAACAUCCAUAAACAGAGUGUAUCACGAUGUUCUUAGAAAUGAAAUUAUUUGUGUCCUAAUCAUUAUUUUCAAAUUUGUUUUUUUCAUAAAAUUAAUACACUUGUGCUAUACGUAUAAUAUAUACUUUUUUAUUUUCAUUUUUUUGUACAGUAUAUGAUAUAAAUAAAAUAAUAAAUUGCUAUGCAUUGAAUUCAUUGGGGUGCCUAACCCACUCGAGGCGACAAGGCCCAGCAGGUGCGUAAUAAAAAUGGAUGAGGGGAGGGAUAUUGCCGGUCAUAUUCAUUUUAUGGUUGGCGGGGAGGGGAUGGCGAAGCCUAUCGGAGACAGCGGCCUCCGGAUCAGAUUGCUGUCUUUCCUCCAACUGCUUCCUGGAUUAAAUUUAUUCUUUCAGUUUUAAAAAAUGUCUUUGAAUGCGCGCCCGUUGCGCCUCCAUUUCAACCGUAACAUCGGGUUCGCAUGGUACCUCUGGUAAUAAUUGUUUGUAAUAAUUUAUUUCCUAUUUAAAUUAUUUAAUUUGAUUAUAACAAUCCCAUUUCAGGUGUCAAAUUGGGCGAUAUUAAUGUACGUUAGAUUUUACGAGUGAUUAUGAGAGCUGAUGAUAAGUGUUGUUUGCGGUAUUUUCUCAUAUUAUUCCUUAUUGAUCGUCCGGAGUUUUCAUGUAUUUUUACCGGGCCCUUGAUUCCCGACGGUGUGUUCUUUGUAUAUUAAUCAAUGAAUCGGAUACCGACAUGUUAAUCAUGGCCAGAUAUACACAUAUACCGAUGACUUCGUACCAAGAGUCUGUAAUGUGAUGGUGCAAUGCGUGCUCUUAAGUGGUCGACGAUGCGCGAUAUACCGACUAGAUAAUAAUAUAGUUACGUGAAUUUGCUCGGCUAGAUGUGCUACGGUCUGCGCGUGUUGUCGUCCCGUUUCUUCCCACCUUCUUGUAGAGCUCACCCGUUUAAUUGAAUUUUGAGAUUCUAUGUAAGUUGAUGAGUAACCGAUGACAUUGACGAUAUUAUGAUUGAUGCUUUUUUAUUGCCAGCUUCGGCACUCAUCAAAUAAUGCAUAUUUUUGAGUUUCAUCGGUCAUUAUUAUUUACAGGAGUAACUUAAUGAUGCAUCAAACCAAUCACUAAAUUUAUAGCGUUCCCCCAAUUGUCUAUACUAGUGUCGAUUAAAUGAUAAUUUUAUGUAUACUAAAGAAAAAAUUAAAUACCUCCCCUGCGGUAUCCUUACAACUCGCUAGCAUCAUCUAACUUUGACAAAGCAAACCUUUUUGCAUCAGACCUUGAGAAUAGAUUUUCACCACACCCAAAAUUACCCAUCAGUAGCCAAUACUUUAAUAUUGAAGCCUCUCUUUUAAACACUCUCCCGAUGUGAAGACGAAACUCCCGAACCACAUCCAAUAAAAGCAGGCGUUCCUCAAGGCAGUAUCCUAUCCCCGACUCUCUAUAAUAUAUAUACAGUAGACUUACCCCAAUCUAUUAACACCACUCUAGCUACCUUAGCCGACGACACAGCCAUAAUCUCAACCAACUCCGAAAUAGCCACCGCUGUUAGCGACCUCCAAGACCACCAAAUCCAACUACAAGAUUGGUUCACCUUAUGGAAAAUCAAAAUCAACGAAAACAAAUCCACUCAUAUCGCCUUUACCCUCAGACCUAAAACUAUCCCCCCGGUUUAUAUUAAUAAACAAAUAAUUCCAAUGGCCAAAUCGAUCAAAUACUUAGUUCUCGCUUUUGACCAAAGAUUAACUUUGGCUGAUCACAUCAAAGCUAAAAGAACUUCACUUAACCUCAAACUUCACAAAUUAAGACCACUUCUCCGAUCCAAAACCUCUCUCACUAAUAAAAUUCUAAUUUAUAAACAAAUUUUACGUCCCGCAAUGACAUACGGAAUUCAACUGUGGGGAAGCAUGAAAAACUCUCACCUUAUAUCAAAUUUCAAGCGUUCCAAUCAAUAACUCUACGUGUCCUUUCCAAUGCUCCCUGAUAUGUCAGUAACCGCAACCUACACCACGACCUCAACUUACCAUCAAUAUCCUCUCUUGCAUCCCGUAAUUAUAACAAAUUCCAUAAAAAUACAUUUAAGCACUUUAAUCCGCUCAUAACUAAACUCUCUUCUUGCACAAUACCAGACAACCCCCUCCGUCGUCUCAAACGCAAAUGGCCGCGUGAUUCACUAAAUAUUAUUUAUUAGCAUAUAUUUUUAUAACAUUUUAUCUCCCCCCCAAGUUCAUAAAUUGGAAGUAGUGUCACUGGACGCUGCCUUCCCUCUCGUUGUCACGUCUAGUAAUCUAUUUUAUCUAAUUUACUUAUUGUUUUUUCAGAUUGUAAAUAUAUUUUGUAAAUAAAUAAAACGGAAAUUCGAAUACAAUCUAUAUAAGCCCUGCUUUUCGGCAGGGGACUUCUAUGACUUUCGUUAUAACGAGAUUUUUCGUUUUAUUGAUACUCGUUCUAACGGGAAUUAUACUAUUAGUAUACCUAGGUAUAUUUAUACAUACAACAUAUUAAUAUACUAUUAUUUUACAUUAUCGAUGACCUGGUAAUAAUAAUAGGCUGAACUAGCCUUCAUGUUCAGCCGUAAUUAUAUUUAAACAUGCCUAUACCUUAUUCGAACUACCUAUCACUUCAAUCAAGAUUUUUGUGGGUAUACGUCCCAGUUAACCAUAUAUUAAUAUAAUACAUAUAUAGUUAUAUUAUAAUAAUAAAAUUUAAAUACUGAAGUUAUUGUUUCACGUGAUCACGCCAAUACACCAUUAUAAUAGACCAUAGUACAUGUACGAGGGUGGGCUGAUAAGUAAUGCCUCUUGACGCGUAGUUUUUAAAGUAUUAUACAUAGAAUAAUUAAUGAAAAAACACGUAUAGUAAAUUAAAUGAUUUUUAUUAACAUCCUAUUAUUUUUCAACAUAACUACCUUCUAAUGCGAUACAUUAUUGCCAACGAUUUACUAAUUUAGAAAUGCCGUUCAAAUAAAAUUCUUUGGGUUGAGCAUUGAACCAUCGUUUAACUUCACCUUUAACUUUCUCGUCAGAAUUGAAUUUUGUACCCUUGAGAUGUUCUUUAAGCUUAGGAAACAGAAAAAAAUCACAUGGUGCAAAAUCCGGGCUAUAGGGUGGAUGUGGAAUGACUUGAAAUCCCAGUGAUUCAAUUACUGUCAUUGUGGCACGGCUGCAAUGAGGUCUCGCGUUGUCGUGAUGAAGCAAAAGUUGGGUUAAAUUUGGUCUGACACGCUUAAUCCUUGUUUUCAGCCUUUUUAGUGUCUCUAUGUAUCGUAUAGAAUUUAUUGUUGAUUCUUUCUCAAAGUAUUCAGUGUGGAUCACACCUUUUGAAUCCCAAAACACAGUCAACAUUACUUUCCCAGCUGACGCUUGAACUUUAAACUUCUUUGGGGCCGGUUUUGGGCUUUUCCGACUUCAGAACCUUUAACCCGUAAUGCCCAACGACGAACAGAACUUACAUCGAGAAUUUGAUUUCAAUAAACCGCAAGCAGACGUCUAUGAAUAUCGACUGUCUUCACAUUUUCUGCAACUAGAAAUUCAAUAACAGCACGCUGUUUGAACCGCACAUCUGAAGGGGCCGUCAUUAUAGAUUUCAUAAAUAAUAAAAUAUUAACAUUACACUAUCGAGUCUUCGUUCACACUAAACCAACGACAUAAACUAUUAUAUUGAGGACAAAUGACAAUUUUAUCGUACAUCUAAAAAAACUAUGAGAUAAGAGGCAUUACUUAUCAGCCAGCCCAAGUAUUUAUAUAAUUAGGUCCAUCUAAUUAAUAUAAAUGUUAUUGUGCGAGAGGUAGCACAAGAAGCCGGCGUAACGAGUGUACGUGUGUAUGUGUGUGUGUGUGUGUGUGUGUGUGUGUGUGUGUGUGCGCGCGCAACGACGACGGCCUACACGCAACCCGCUGUACGUGAAUACUUACGUCAAUUGUCGAUAACCCUGUAGGUUGGGAAAAGUGUACUGUAUAAUAUUAAGGUUGAUUCAAAUAAAAGUAUUUAACUACAAGAUCGAUGUUGAGUACGAGAUCCCUAAGAUGUCAACAACAAUAUUUAAUGGAAUAGAAAACAUUAGAGUAGAUUUAUUGACGUUCCGCAAAUAAUAAAUUAUAACAAGUGUUAGUCAAUUGUUUAGCACAAUCACAACCCGCUCGGCUAGAUUAAAUAAAUGUAAAAUAUAAAUAUAAUAUGCCGUACCACAAUGGUGACGAGCAGAAUAAUAAUAAUAAAAAUAAAUAACAAAUAAAGGAAAAACGUUUAUGUACGACCUGUUUAUGUUGGUGAUGACGGUGGUUGUUGUUGUCGUUGUCCAGGCACAUGGAUGGAACGGCACGCAGGGACCGACCAGACGGUGACACUCCACCGAACGUCGGUUGGGCAACACGGGUCAACGACCGCGUAUACGUAUUGCGUACGAGCGCACGGGGGUUUAUACUUUGUAUCGCGGACACAAGAUAUACGAGUUGAUGCGAUUGACUGUAUUCCUAUGUUAAAUAGUAAUACGGCGAGAACAACAAUCAACCGUGUUCGCACUUCGUUGAACAAACGGAAGCACUCGUCGCGAACGGCUUCGGUCGCACUGCGAGAACUCGGACGGGCGAUAGCACGAAUAAGCGAAAGGAGGUAUUUGCUUGGCGUAAAAGCCGGAACAAAAUACAAAUAAUAAAAUCGCGGACACGGAACGUGUGCGGCACGACGAUGAGUGCGACAGCUCGGAUGCGCGUAAACCAAAGGGCGGAAUACGGCGAUGGCGCAACGGUUUUGCGAUGACAAACGAAAACAUAGACUGCUUCGUUAGACGGACGGUAAAAGACAAAGGACACGGCGGCGGGGGCGGCAGCAUCAGCGGUCAUCGGCUAGACCGAGGCGGUACGGUCCCCUUCCGGAGAGACAAAGUUUACACGGAGCUGUGUCUGCUGUACAUCGCCAGGGUGGCAACGUUACGACGUAGGACUUGUCGCCGCAUCAAAUUAAAAUAUUAAAACGUGUAUCCAACAUUUCCUCCCGCGUUGAAAGACGCAGCUGUCUUCCGAGAACCACAUCAUGGAGAAGUUGAUUUCGAAGACUAACAGGACGUACGUAUUACAAGGUAGAAAAUAAUAAACAAAUUGAAUUGUACCAAGUACAAAUUAACAUAAUAAAACAUAUAGGGUAGGUACCUAGCACUCAACCCGAUCAAUGAAAUAUUAAAUAUUAUUUAUGUUUGA